AUAGAAGUGAUGUAAUUAAAAGCCUGUUAAAACAGAGGGGGUCUUUAGCAAACUGUCGGGGAGGGGUGAUAGAGCGAGAGAGAGAGAGAGAGAGAGGAUGGAUCUAUCUCUGUUUUGAUGUUGACUCAGGACUGAUGAAGAUGCAGGUUGUAGAGGCUGAUCCUGAGACAGGGCUGUUGAUCUGAACCAGCAACAGAGCCAAGAAGAGAGGAGUCAGUUCUGUGGUUUCACGGAACAAAAUACGAAUAGAAAUUCAUUAAAAAUCCUGGACCUGUGAUUCAAAAUUCCAUCAAAUCAGUCACACUUUUCCAUUCCCAAAGCCAUUAUUUAUAUAAUUUUGCGGACAUGGACAGGCCAGCUGUUUGUCAGCUUGUCGUAGCACUGAUUGGGCUCGUGCUGGUUCACCCCCUUAUGGUCAGAAGCCAGAAUGACACAGAGCCCAUAGUUCUGGAGGGGAAGUGUUUGGUGGUUUGCGACUCGACCCCUACCACGGAGCCGGCCAAUCAUGCACUGGGCAUGUCGGUGCGCUCAGGCACUGGACGAAUCGCCUUCUCUGCCAUCCGAAACACCAACCAUGAACCAUCAGAAAUGAGCAACCGGACCAUGACCAUCUACUUUGACCAGGUCCUGGUGAACGUUGGCAGCCACUUUGACCCUGCGAGGAGCAUCUUCCUGGCACCUCGCAAAGGAGUUUAUAGCUUCAGCUUUCAUGUGGUCAAAGUUUACAACAGACAGACAAUACAGGUAAGCUUGGUGCUGAAUGGUUGGCCAGUGAUCUCAGCAUUCGCAGGGGACCAGGAUGUGACUCGUGAGGCAGCGACAAAUGCAGGGCUGGUUACAAUGGAGAGAGGAGACAAGGCCUAUCUCAAGCUCGAGCGAGGGAAUCUAAUGGGUGGAUGGAAGUACUCCACCUUCUCUGGGUUUCUUGUUUUCCCUUUAUAGAGGAAGCACUGGAAGAGAGGAACUGGACUGGACUGGACCUGUAGAUCCAGAACAACAUUCUGUCAUGGGUUAAAGUGCAUCUCCAGCAGAUUUAGUGGAACCUGGUCUAAGAUCUGUUAAUAUUUUCCAUAUCUUUCUCCUGGUCUGUCUUGUUCUGGUGAUUUCUGUUGCUCUUCAUCAUCAUCAUCAUCACAUUAGAAGUAUUUGCAUGUCUUCCUUCUAAACACUACCUACACGGAUCAUUCCUGAAGACUCCUGGGCAACCAGGUGACAUCAUUCCAAUGUCUGAUGUGGCCAUUUUAUUAGGUUCAAAGUGCAAAUGGACACAGGUGGACACAUGGCCACAGACUCGGUUCUAUUUAUUAUCACCAGCGCCAUCUGCUAAGCUGGCAGAGCGGGUCAGGAGCGCGCCAGAUACAUUCCUGUGAUCCGGCUGCCAAAGGACUGCAGGUUCCAAUGUAAAUCCUGGACGUGGUCACACAUAUUAAAGCUAUCGUCGUUGUCCUGGCACUCGUCCCUCGCUACAUGUCCGGUUUCACCACUGUGGGCGGUGUGGCACGUUACAUAGAGGCAUGUUCACUCUCACAAAUAAAGCUUCCUACACUCUUAAAAAUAAAGGUUCUGCAAUGCCACAGAAGAACCAAUAUUAUGGUCAUAAAGAAUCAUUUUGUAAAAGAGACUUGUGAGAUUGUGUAGAACCUUUUAAAGAUUUUAACAACUUGCCAAGGUUCCCCACAAUAAUAGUUUUUCCACACUUGUUUCAGAAGAUGGAUGUCAGAGCAGGGAAUAACGUCAAACCAAGUGGAUGGUGUUUACAUAAUAUUACAAAAAAAAAAAACAUUUUAAAAUAUUUCCAAAACAAAGAAAAAACAUUUUGUUAAAGAGCCACUAAAACCUAACGCAUAUAUUUUUUUCAAUAAUAGCUAAAAUGUGUUCCUUUGAAGUUGUGAAACAUAU
Messenger RNA from Astyanax mexicanus (Mexican tetra), 1899 nucleotides. Its product is annotated as cerebellin-1. Gene Ontology annotation, cellular component: synaptic cleft; glutamatergic synapse. Gene Ontology annotation, molecular function: protein binding. The transcript has 4 exons. Bases 346 to 942 code for a protein of 198 amino acids. The record is from RefSeq and is a predicted model, not a curated record. NCBI's taxonomy places the organism in Eukaryota, Metazoa, Chordata, Actinopteri, Characiformes, Acestrorhamphidae.